Molecule: messenger RNA, 2421 nt
Organism: Tigriopus californicus
Lineage: Eukaryota; Metazoa; Arthropoda; Copepoda; Harpacticoida; Harpacticidae
Product: beta-1,4-mannosyl-glycoprotein 4-beta-N-acetylglucosaminyltransferase-like
Exons: 3
Coding region: 297-1838 (513 amino acids)
Biological process (GO): protein N-linked glycosylation; N-acetylglucosamine metabolic process
Cellular component (GO): membrane
Molecular function (GO): beta-1,4-mannosylglycoprotein 4-beta-N-acetylglucosaminyltransferase activity
Source: RefSeq, a predicted model, not a curated record
CAUCGGCGAACAAGCGAAUCUGGUCGAAUUCAGAUUGACAUACUUUUCAGUCUACAUAAAUCCGUGCAGAACUUCGACCGAAUUCGUUGACCGUGUUCUUUGACGUGAUUCACGGUUCAAAGUUGGUUCCUUGCACGGCACCACGGAGAUUUUACCACCAGAUAGACGGAUAUCUCCGUGAAUGGAGAUCACUCGGAUAGUAACCUGGCUUUGCAAACAAAGUCAAAUGGAGAAAUCCUGUUUUUCUGAAUUGGAGAAGAUCAAGUGUUGUUAGAUAUGCAAACGUUUUAAUCAUUAUGAGAUUAUACCAACUUCUGCGGAGACAAAGGUCAUUUCUGCCUUUAAAGAAAGUGCGAUACAUCAUCUUGGUUUUAUUAUGGAUCCAGCUUGUUGGUAUCGGUCUCAUCUCGUUGAGCGUGCAACAAUCCAAGGAAGCCCGAGAUAUGAUCACCGAAAAUUUUGUCGCUCCACUUUUGGAUCAUUUUGAGAAAACAAAUUUCAAGGCCAAUUCAUCGUUCGACAAACAGCGACCAUUUAAGCUCGUCGAUGAUGCUUCCACAAAAUGGAAAUUUUUCAAUUUCAAUCUAAACAAUUGGGAAGAGGACCAGGCCUUGCAAUUGAAGGAGACAUUUUCCGAUCCUUAUUUCAUACGUCUUGACAACGGAAAACAAUGUUUUCGACCAGGAACCGACCUUUCCGUCCUAACAAACGCCACUUUCUUCUCUGAACUAAGCCCCUUUGGUUCCAGUAAACCAAAGUGUCCAUGCCUCAAGGGCUAUUUCGGAAAGGAUUGCGGUAUCCCCGAAGCAGCGUGGUUUGGCCAUUUCAAAGAUCACCCCAAAGCCAGAAGUGCUUUGCGACCUCGCUCGCGGCCCCGAAGAAUUAUUCAUGGCGUGCCAGUGAAUCAUGAAUUUGACUUCCUCGAGGCUAGGAUCCGCUCUUUGUCCGAGGUGGUGGAUGUGUUUGUGAUUCAAGAAUCCAACUUCACCACUUUUGGCGCGUUCAAGGAGGUCGCGUUUUUACACAAGCUUCAGCAAGGGUGGCUGCGAGAGUUUCAGGAAAAGGUCAUCUACUCGUAUCUUCCGUAUUUUAGAGAGAAAGGCAGGGAAAGUGGAUGGUAUGCGGAUGCGUUUAUUCGUAUGUAUUUGAGCAAGAAAGCCUUGCCUAUGAUCAAGGGUAAACGAGACGAUGACCUAUUCUUGCUCUUGGAUGCUGAUGAGUUGCCCAAUCCCGAAAUUCUUCUCUUCUUAAAGCUGUAUGACGGAUAUACUGAACCCAUAAAGUUCGGUUUGCGGUGGAAUGUGUUCGGUUUCUAUUGGCUCAAAUCCGAAGAUCCCAGUUUCCUGGACAGACUCUGGCCCAACAUGCGGGCUAAAAGUGAACGGUUGCUUGUUCUUACUGUGAUUUGCACAUUGGGCAUGAUGAAAGAAGUCUUCAAGGACAACGCUAUGCUCCUACGUCGAAAUGUCUAUGAGGAACCUGAAUUGGCGGCCAGGCAAAAAAAAUACGCACAAUCGAGUCAUGGGGUCCGAGAAUGGACGGCGGGAACUGUUGGUCAUUAUGCGGGCUUUCAUUGCUCGUGGUGUUACUCCCCCGAGGGGAUUCGAACCAAGUUAUUGUCAGCUCAGAAACACGAUAGCCCUCGGUGGGGGGAUUAUCCGGAAAAGACAAAUGUGACAUAUAUUGCCGGCUUAAUCAGGUCUGGUGCGUGGUUUGACGGGACAAAAACAUUCAUUUCGGUCCCCGAAAACAAAACAGAUGAACAUUAUGCGCCAAAAUACAUCUUGGAUCAUUCCGAUACUUUUCACAAUUUACUGGAGAGACCCAAAAGUGAAUAGAGACUCAGAGAAUAAAAGACUUACUCAUAUGCGGGUCAAGACAAGAAAAUCGAGGACAGUUCGAGCUCUUUAUUUCCCAAUGAACCGAAAUUCAUUCAGUAACCAAUUGAGCCUUGAAGGUCAAACAUUGGUAAUGACAUUGAAUCUUGGACUGCGCUGAUAACAGUCUUUGACUUCAGAUUGAAUGUGGAUCUGAUAUAUUCGAUGUCUCAAGAUUCAUAUUGCUGUGACUAAUAAAAGCACGGAAGACAGUUUCUUCUCAACAAAGUACGUUUUCUGAGAUGUACAUUCAGAUAUCCUCGCAAAUAUUUCGUGGUUCGGCAGAUAUUACGUUUAUCAGAAUGUUUGUUUGCAACCUUCAUAAGGAAUUACAUCGUUCGUGAUAUGUUAAAAAAUGCAAAAAAAUACCGAUUAAUUGCACCAAGCUUCACCCUUAUUGAUACCGGUAAGACUUUGCGCAAUCUCUGGGUAAAUUGCAUCCAUAUGAAUUGUGUGAUGUGCACAUUUAGGUCUCUCAUAAUUGAUGGAAAAUGCUCUGGAAUUGAAUAGUAACAAUGUGAGAUUACUUGCCCCCUUUCAUUCU